CAGGACGCAGCCCUCACGGUAACCGAAUCUAUAGUAGGAAAGAUGAAAAGCUUAGUGGAGGACGACGAAGGAUUUAAGAACGUCAAGUCUGCGACCACCAACAUUCUUGGAAGUCUGGGCAGCAUGAAUAGCGGCAGUUCAAAAGAUUCUGGAUCAUUGCCACAGAAUAAAACCGUCACUGCAGUAUGUACAUUUCUUUAUCCUAUGCAAAGUGGGACGUCUGUAUAACGGACACCACGGGGCUUCGGUGGUUCACCCUUGAGAUCGUGGGUUCGAUUCUCUCGUUAUUGUCACUCUAUGUCAGUUACGUGAAAAAAAUCUGUCAACGCUUUACCGAAAGUCGUGGGUUUUCUCCGGGUACUCUGAUUUUUUCCCCCAGGGAAUGUUGACAAGGUGGGUUGGGGGAGGCCUCUAAUUAACCUUCCAUCGUAGCUGUUCUCCGUGAUCAGACAUGAGUUGUAAGCAGGGGCGAAACUUGAGGGUGGGGUAUGGGGUGUGUGGCACCCCCCCCCCAAAAAAAAAAAGAAAACGAAUCAAGAUUUUAAAUGAUAGAAUGUAGAGUUAUUAAGUAACUUGUUACAGCUAGCAAACAAUAAGCAGUUCGUAUGCAUGUACAUUGACAUCGGUAGUUCAAUUAUACACGUAGCUUAGACUGCGUAGUGAUGUAUUGUAUUAGCGCUGGCGCUGCAUGCUGCAGGGCAUUAUUGGUUUUGGCAGGGCAAUUCUGCCUCGCGAUCCAACACAAUUUGCAGAUGGUAACAACUCCUUCUACUUGAAGCCACAUGAAAUGAUACCCUCCUAAUUAAAAGGGGCUACUUUCGCCCCUGGUUGUAAGGUGGCUGCCAAUGGCGCUCUUAGAAAGCCUUCGACGCGAUCCGAGGUUGAGUUGCCUCCUUCGCAAUUCAGCUUGGCUCUCAGCUGCAAGUAAAGCCUGGUCUAACAAGAAUGAGAGUUGAGAGGCGAGAGUUUGCAUGAAAGUUUUCUCAACUCUCAUACCCUGGCCAACUGAGAACAAGAGUUUCAUGAGAGCUGAUGAGAGUUGAGAAGCGAGAGUUUGCUUCAGAGUCGAUGAGUCGGUCAAACGAGAACAAGAGUUGCAUGAGAGUUGAUGAGAGUUGAGAAGCGAGAGUUUCCAUGAGAGUUUUCUCAACUCUCAUGUCCCGGUCAACUAAGAACAAGAGUUGCAUGAGAGUUGACUGGAUAUUACCGUAUGCGUAGCGAAAACUCUUAUUAACUCCCAUCAGUAAAAUUUGCACCAGGUCAAAGUCAAUCAGUGUUGGUGAGAGUGUAUGAGAGUCGAUGAAAGUUGCCGGUCAUCAAUUGUCAUUCUCGUUUCAUUGUGGCUUAAUAUGUUUAAGUGCACCCCUGCAUGUUUACUCGCUUUACUUACUCAUUUACGUCAUGUUACAUUGAAACUUCAUUACAUAGGGUAAUGUUCAACGUACUGUUGAUGUGGUGGGACAACUUCAAGGAAUCUUACUAGAUUAUUUGGUUACCAACGAAGGACCAAACAUCGUUAAGACGGAAACGCUUUCGAUCAGUGCCGAGAGAAUCUCUGCAAACACUUUCGGAGAGAAAGAAAGUACAUUAAAGAAAAGUCGCUUUAAACCGCCGUCUGCUGCUGCUUUUGGACUCGGGGAUGGUAAGUAGUAAAACAGGCAGAGUUCCCAAUAGAAGCCGACACCCGGCGAAUUUCGCCGCCUAUAACGUAGACAAUCGCCGUUGGUUUCCCAAAAUCAUUCCCACUUACCACAGAAAUUGAAAAGCUUCAUGCUUUGCAUGCAUUCAAAACAACUCUCCAAAAUUUCGGGAAACGCCAUUUCAAAGAGGCACACCAAGGGAUUAUGACCGACAGGCGACAUUCCUUAAAAAGAGGCGACAGACUUUCUAGAAAGGAUAGCAGCGCUCAGCUGCCGAAAGUCGCGGGUUUCCUCUGGGUGCUCCAGUUUCCUUCUACAGGGAAAGUUGACAUAGUGGGUUGGGAUAAACACAUUUACAGUUAGGAAAGUAAUACCACAAUUGUUGUAUAAGAUAAAAUAGUCUAGGCUAAGUUUUUGAUUAGGUAAGCGCAAUACGUGAUGUAAAGCGCUUUUGAUCAUAUAAAUUAUCGUUUGCUUUACUACAGUCUUUUGUGAUUUGAUAUGUGUGGAUGUGAUGUUGUGCAAUGUAUUGUGAUGUGAUGCAAUGUAAGCUGAUUACCUAUAACCAUGUUAUUUCUAAUUCAAUAUUUUUGUUUUAUUUUCAAUGAAGUUCUUUCCAAUCCCAACAAUUCAUUUCUUCAAAUGCAACCUAUUGAUGUCAAGGUAGGACGAACUAUUUUAACCACAUUAAGAGAGCGUAUCAAGCAAUCGAUUAUCGUUUAUGAUGUAUUUAACUAAAUAAUCAAUAAAUUACAAUUUUAGGUGGCAUUGUUUGACAAGAAUCCAUUCAGUUGGGACAACACCAGUCAAAGUGUCACAUCAAACGUGAUGGACAUUGUAGUUGAAUCACAAUCACUGAAUGUGUCGUCUUCGAACCUCACUGAAGAUAUUGACGUUACUAUACCUCGCGAUCCAACACAGUUUGCAGAUGGUAACAACUCUUUCUACUUGAAACCACAUGAAAUGAAUUCAACAAGCAGAACAAAGGAUUAUAUGAAAUUUCAUUGCUUCACCCGACGAAGUAACUACACCGCUAUGAAUUUCGAAAUCAAACCGGAAGAUCUGGGAAUACAUUUAAAUGUAAGUGAACUGAGCUCAAUAACCUUGUAGCAAGUUGUCAACAAGGCGUUGACAACUUGUUAACGAGCUGAGAAGAAAUCCUGUUGACAAGUUGUUGGAACAGUAUUGCUACAAGUCUGCUGCAGGUUUGUUACAACUGGUGCGUUUUUAUGUAUCUACCAGCAUGAUAUAAUCCUAACAUCAGGUGUCCAUGCAGAAAACACGAGGAUAGCGUGUAAUACUGUAUAUGCUAUAAUAAGAGUACCCUUUGUCGUUUAUUUCUAUCAGGUAUUUCUGAAGAAAAGUGGCAAGCCUGACGGAAAAACAGGAGAUUAUGAAUUCGCUUACAAACUUCCAGACGUCAGUACUUGUAAAGUCGGUAACGACAGCGUGCAUACCUCACAAUCGCAGUCAGGUUUUGACGAAACUGUCCAUAUUGACCCAAGCAAAUGCUCAAAAGAUCCAUAUACAGUGUUUGUGUCAAAUGUUGAUUUUAGUGGCACUGGGGAGUACUGUUUUGGUACGUUUUAUAGAAUAUUUCAUAGGUGAAGAUAUUUUAGCGAAAAGAUAUUCAAAGCCCUUAAAUUUUAGUUAUUAGCGUACUUCCCUUUACCUCAGAGUUAAGCCUGGUACUUUGCUGUCAGGUAACUUACAUGUACUUGAAAACUCGUGUAAUUGUAGGAAUUUUGUUGAUUUUCUACUCUGCUUCGAGGCUUAAGCUGGAGUUACACGAGCAACAAAAUUCCUGCAACUUGCAACAAAUCUGAUUUCAACGCAUGUUAAGUAGAAAUGUGGACACAUGUUGCUUGUGAUUUGUAAUUUAUGUGUAAACAUUUUCAAUUAACAUGCGUUGAAAUCAGAUUUUGUUGCAAGUUGCAGCAAUUUUGUUGCUCGUGUGAGUCCACCUUUAGUGUGUGUUUGUCCGUCAACAUGAUUACUAAAAAAUAUCAAACGUAUUAACUUAAGUAAAUUUGUGGGGCUAAUGGACUUUGGCCAAGGACGAGAAGUUUGUCUUGCUUUGCCAGGCAGAGUAUACUCAAUGCGUAAUGUCGGGAUGUUAUUCAUGAUACAUAACUUAAUUCCCUGUCGGAGGUAUACAGUCUCCAAGUGACCUCUAGUCAGAUAUACACUCAACGUAGGGACGUAGGGUGAGAUAUCGAUAUUUUUGUUUCCACUUCAGGCGUACAACAUACCGAACUGUUUCACAAUGAUACCUACCCAGAUCCCGAGUCGACCUUCAGUUCUCGAAACCGACGUUCAGUCUCCUGUGAAGUGGGUGCAAGACGCGUUCGUCGUUCUUGUGUCAUCAUACCCCCUGCUCCACCCAAACCUACCGACUCCCCCGGUAAGAUGAAUAUCUUGGUUGCAGACAAUCUUGGUUUUGAUGGCAAGUUCUUUUACCCCAACCAAACUCCGAACUACAACCUGACGAUGUUUGAAUCCAGUUGUAUCUUCUGGGAUGUUGUGAAUGAAACGUGGAAAGGAGAAGGCUGCAGGGUGAGUAUGAAACGCUCAAAAAGAUUUUUAGUCUGCGACAGAGUGUAUGAAUUGGUAUAACAAUGCUGCCAUCGCGAUGCCAGGAAAUUUUAACAAAAUAUCUUCGCAACAAAUUUUCUUACAUCUUGCAGAAAAUGUUUGUCAUCUUGUAUGCUGGAAUUCCAUAUAAUUUACUUAUUGUUUACAAAAGAGUUUUGCAAGUCGAGAUUGUCUUGUGCGAGAUUGAAGCGUAUCACACUGUGCUGCACCAUACCUUCUCUGAAAUCUACUUGUAGAGGACGAUUCUAUAUUUGACUUACAGUGUACACAGGAAAUUUUAGUUUUGGAUUUUGUCGCCAGGAAGAAAAAUAUAUUUUCUAGGCCUGAUUCGAUUCCUGCGAAAUGCAGUUUUCGUACAGUAUUUCUCCAGUUUGCCUCUCUUAAACGCCAAGAGUUGACCAUUACUACACCAAGGGUUGACCUCUGCAAAGAACAACUUAGAACUAUUAGAGUUAUCCAGUACAAAUUUCUAAAUUGUGGUUCUUUUUUAAAAGGUUGCUCUGGGCACCAACAGGGAAAAAAUCCUCUGUCUUUGCAAUCAUUUGACGUCGUUUGGAAGCGAUCUUCUUGUUGCUCCAAACCCAAUUGACUUCGACUCAGUUUUCAGCAAUUUUGGUAGUCUUGCUGAGAACGUCGCUGUACUGGCUUUGAUAUCAACCAUUCUUGGGGUGUACAUCGUUGGAGUCAUCUGGGCAAGGCGAGCGGAUAAGAGAGACUUAUUAAUGGUAAGUAUGUUGGCCUCAAUUUGCCUUGCAUGUAUUGCUUGAGCAAGUACUGUACCUUGACUUUCCUUUCCUGUCUUGCUUUACUUUACUAUGUCUUACUAUCCGUUACCAUACCUUGCGAAACCAUGCCAUGCCAAAUACCAUACCUUUUACCGUAUCAAAAUAUACCAUUCCAUAUACCUUCAUUUACCUUACCAUACCGUAUUACACCUUACCAUACCAUAGUUUAAAAUACCAUACUAAACUGCUAUAUUGUACCAUAUCUUGCCAUACCAUACGAAACAUACCAUGUCAUGUCAUACAUUAUCAUACUACACAUUCCACGCCAAACAUGCCAUACCGUACCAUAUAUCAUGCCAUAUCAUACCGUACCGUACAUACAACGUAUCACACUAUACCGCGUCGUACCUUAUCAUGUCAUACCAUACCUUAAUAUAUCAUACCAUUCCAAGUAUACCAUUCCAUAUCAUACCCUACGCAUACCAUACCAUACCACUGUAUCCCACCAUGCCAUUUCGACCAUACCUUACCCACACCCUUCAUUACUCUUGCUAAUUGUCUGGUUUAUUAACUUCUUACAGAUUGGUCCAACGGUCAUUCAAAAAGGGAAAGGAAACUAUUGCUACCUUAUUACAACCGCCACUGGCAGCCGACAAGGCGCAGGAACCACAGCGAGGGUUGUGUUUACUAUGUCUGGUGAUAAGGGUGGGACACUACCAGUGCGGUUGCAUGAUCGAGAAAGACCAUGUUUUGAAAGAGGCCAAACUAAUUCCUUUGUCAUUGCAUAUCCUCACGGAGUUGGCGAUUUGAGCUAUGUCCAAAUAUGGCAUGAUAAUUCAGGUAGUAGAGCCCAAACUAUUUUCGAAUCGGCCUGCAUUGAUGAAUCAUAAAACAAAUCCACUCUUAUCACCAGCUGGAUUCCCGGACAAUACCAGAGGAUGUUGUCCAGAAGACUACCGUAGCUCCCUUAGUGGUCGUGCACCCUGCCUGAACUGGAGAUCAUUAAAAACGUUUGAUGUCACGAAAAUACCUAACAAAACAAAUUCGAUUUUUCACCUGCGCUUAUUUUACACCGAUGUCAUUUAAACGGUACUUAAAUUGCGCUCUUAUUUUAUAGGUUCAUCGCCGUCUUGGUAUCUCAGCCGAUUUACUGUGAAAGAUCUUCAAACAGGUACAACAUGGAAACUAGUUUGUGAGAACUGGUUGGCUGUGGAAUCUGAAGAUGGAAAAGUAUGUCGACUUCUACCUGUGGCCAACGAACAGGAAUUGACAAACUUUAAUCACGUUUUCUCGAAAAAAGCCCUAACAGGUCUGGCAGAUGGCCAUAUAUGGUUCUCCAUUGUUUCCAGACCUCCAACCAGUAACUUCACGCGCGUCCAACGUCUCUCGUGCGCUCUUUGUCUGCUAUGUUGCACCAUGAUCACCAGCGCGAUGUUUUACAACAUGGGAGGCCAGGGUCCGAGUCCUUUCGCGGUUCACAUUGGGUCGCUGGUUAUUGACUUAAAACCGUUUGUGAUUGGCUUACAGAGCAGUGUUAUUAUUGUCCCGGUAAAUGUAUUGAUUGUGCAAAUUUUCCGAAAUCUCCGACCAAAGAAAGAAAAGCCGCAGAGAACCUCUGUUUACGAGGUAGAAAAAGACCAGCAUGGCAGAGAAAAGGAUGAAGAUUUGGCGAGAAAAGAGGAAGACAUCGUCCAUGGUGUUCAAAUUGAAAACCAGAAUCCACCCAAAGGCAAACUUCCGCAUUGUUUUAUCUAUCCAGCCUACGCGAUCUGUUACCUCGCCUCAGCUGCAUCGAUAUUCUUCACUUUACUCUACAGCAUUCAGUGGGGGAAGGAAACCUCUACUGAAUGGGUGAUUGCCAUGGUAACAUCAUUCUUCCAAUCAGUAUUGCUCCUGCAGCCAAUCAAAGUUGUUCUUGCGGCUGUCGUGUUUGCGCUGUGUGUCAAGUCCGCCAGCGACAGCGAGGAGGAGCGAUAUGACGAGGGACUGGUGAUUAGAAAGCCUGAUCAAGAGAAACAGGUUGCUGCGAAUAACUUGGCUGAGCUGGAGAGAAAGAUGCAAGCCAUUGGUAAACCCCCCGGAAAACUAAAACGAUAUUACAGGUAAUUCAUACUUGGAGAUAUUGUAUACUGUAUUUGAAUCAGUCUGUUAGAAAGGUAUACAUCAGCUUUAUAGCUUUUAGGACGAUAUCAUCAAUGUCGCUCGUUCGCUGCACUCACUUAUGGCAUUGAUAUCGUCCCUCAAGCGAUGAAACUGAUAUCAACUCACCCCUCUUAUGACAGCCUAUACUUAAAUGAUAGUAGUUCUCUCAAAUAUUUGAUCUUCAUUUAUUUUUCCAGUCCUCCAGAUCCCGCCAGAUUACGAAAAGCAAGAGAAAAACGUCUGAAAGAGCUUAAGAUGAACGCAGCUUUGAAAGAAAUUUUCGCUUUUUUUGUUUUCCUUAUUCUACUCAUGGAUGUAGCCCAAUAUCACAGGCACCCAGACACAUUUUUACUUACAAAGACUUUGUAUGAGACUUUCGAAGAAGUAGACGGCUAUGGAAUUGACUUAGCUGCUGUAAGUGAAUUGGUCGCCAACACAGGAAAGACUGUAAAUACUAGCCGCCAUAUAGUAACACAACAUGUUCACUUUACUUUUGUUUUUGUCCAAGCAAAGGAUGCAGCGAAUUUGGUUGUCUACUGAAUCCAUAUUCAGAUAAAUAUCUCCACCCUUUGUUCAGCGCUGCAAUCUCACUCGGUAUAUGAAGCUAAAAGAACAUGUUGUUUCUGACUCGUUUCUUAGAAAAUUGAUUCUAUUAUUAUUGCAUUUCACUGUUGUAAUGAACACAUAUUAGAAUUGUUUCGCAUGGGUUCGUAACGGUACUGUACCUUCACAUUUAAGAUAACUUUUUCAGAUAGUCCAGACACAAACCACGGCAGCUUUAUUGUAGACAGCCUACAAUGGGUCACCACGUUUGAACUAUUUUUUCGGGUAGUUCACACGCAACUCACGGUGGCUCAUUGUAGAGUACUAUUUGCACUAGAGCCACCUUAAGUUAUAUAACUCAACAAUGCUUACUUAAUUUCUAAUCUAUAUAAUAUUUACCCACAUUGUUGUUUACAGAUCUCAGACGGAGAUUCCUUAUGGAUGUGGUCACGUGAAACACUCGUCCCAGGCCUCUACGGAAAUGAGUGGUACAAUGGCAAGAAGAUAGAGAAAGGUUGGCUCGCGAAUAUCGAGGACUAUCUCGUGGGUGUCCCGCGUGUUAGAUUAGUUCGCGUGGAGGAAGGUAAAUAUAAAACCAGAGCCACAUGGUCGAACUAGCUGGAAACCAAUGUUACCAGCUAUUGUUCACGAAAGUGAAUUUUCACAGGGAAAAAAGCUGAGGAGAGCUGAUUUGCAAUUCAUCUAAAAACGACAUUGUAAUGUAGACACCAAUUCAAUUUGGGUUCAAUUCACUAUGAUUCAAGAUGGCAUCUAGCAAAUAGAAACUUGCUAUGACGUCUGCCUGUCUUGUUUUUGGUAAAUAUAUACAAGAAAAGACGAAGGCAUAGGAGGGCGCGGGGCGAAAGCUGUUUACACUUGGGCCGUAACGUUUCGUGAACGAAGCCAAAACCGAUCGGAUACAAUGUAAAUAUAGUUUCAGUCACAUUUUAGUGUUUUCUCAGCGCUAACCUAAUGGCUUAAUUCCUUCAAUUUUAGAUUCGUGUCCAGUCUCCAGCUACUUCAAGGACAUCAUUCCACAUUGCUACAGUGGUUACUCUGUGACCAGCGAAGAUGAUGACAACUAUGGGGUAGGCUGGGAACCAUUGACCAGUGGGACUUCUCGAAAACGUCGCGAUAUCGCAGGGCCAGAGACCGAGACUGAGUGGACGAAACUUUUGGCCAGCGGUAGCGAGAUGGAACAUAGCCGUGUGGAGAUUAGACACAAAAGGGGAUUGGAUCCGAUUAUGGGUGGAGCUAGCGGGAAGAAUCGUCGAAAAAAGAAGCGGUUACUGGCUAGUUCUAAACCUAAGGAAUAUAGAGUGAACGACAAUGCAUUGUUACCGGAUGGUAGAGUCCUGUCUUGUCUUGAGAGAUGGGAUCAUCAAAGCAUGAUAGACCUACGGGGAUUCCCCUACUGGGGUACAAUCACCAUGUACAGUGGCAGUGGUUAUGUUGCAAACCUUGGCUACGACCAAGUGACGGCUUACACUGUCGUUGCGGACUUGCAUUCGAAUGGUUGGCUCGACGUUCAAACACGUGCUGUGUUUGUGGAAUUCACCGUGUACAAUGCGAAUACGAACCUAUUUGGUAUUCUUUCAUAUUUCAUAGAAUUUUCACCGUCAUCAAUAGUUGUUACUACUGCCCAAUAUCAAGUCGCAAGAUUCUACCUCCAUCUUACUGGCGGGCAAACACUGGCUCACGUCCUGGUCAUAUUCUUCAUGAUGUAUUUCCUGUAUAGAGAGGGAAAACUUGUCUAUAAACAACGCUGCGCUUACUUCAAAGGUUUCUGGAAUUGGAUUGAAGUUAUCCUCGUUGUCUGCGAGUUUCUGCUGAUCGUUCUCUUCCUUGCGCGUCUGUUCGAAGUUGAUAGAAAUCUUCUUCAGUUACGAGAAAAUCCAAAUGAUUACGUUGGUUUCCAGUACGCUGGAAACGCGGAUGCGCUGAUGACCUACAUUCUUGGUGUCUUAGUGUUCUUCUAUAUUUUACGUUUCUUACGCCUGUUGAGAUUCAAUAAAAACUUCCUUGUUAUUGGCAAAACAUUCCAGAGGAUAACUGCACCAAUUCUGAGCUUCUGUCUACCUUUUAUCGCCGGAUUUUUUGCAUUUGCCCUGCUUGCAUUCGCUGUAUUUGGCUCAGAACUCGAAGACUACAGCUCAUUUAUAAGGACGAUGGUGACUCAAUUUAGUAUGACUUUAGGAGACUUUGAUUUCGAGGCCAUAUUUAUGGUCAACCCCACCGUUGCAACCCUCUAUUUCUUUUCGUUCAUUGGAUUAAACGUGAUGGUCUUGAUGAACAUGUUCAUAGCCAUCAUCAACGAUUCGUUUGCCGAAGUACAAGAGGAAACCGCCGAUAUUCAGAACGAACUAGAGAUCGUUGAUUAUGUUGCAGCGAGGAUUACGCGCGGUUUUAAGGAAACAUUUCAUCGCGGUAAAGUCGCGCCUGUGAAAAAAAAGAGAUCAAAGAAACACAAGCGAAAGUCAAAGAAGCAAUUACCUCCCUACGAACAGACAUACACAGAUUUGGAUUUACGCGUGGGGAAAUUGGAGCUUUUUGUGGAUAUUAUUGACAGAAGUAUGGAAGUAGAUGAAAUAGAGGAGAAAAGAUUUUGUUCAGUGCCAAAAGACAAGCAACAAGAUUUGUUUUUCCGUACUUUGUGUUUAAUGGAAAGCGCUCUUGAUGGUAAUGAAGAGAAACUUAGUGAUUCUAAGACAAAUUAAAAUGAAGCGGAGAUGACAAAUACUCAUUAGUGCUGCUAGAAGCAGACGAGUUUUAGUAGUUUUCGUACGACUCGCGAGAAAAUAGUCUCGCUUGUUUUCGGGCUAUGUAAACCUGAAAUAAGUCAGACCGAAAUGGUUUCGUUUUGGUCUUAGAUUUAGAUUUUAAGGGGCUGUUGAUAUAUGGAGCCGGGCUAUAGCCCUGUUAACCGGGAUCUUCCUCGUCCCCAGUCGCUUUCGAAGGGGGGAGAGGAAAACGAGAAAAAAUACUUUCGCUUCUCAUAUUUCAAUAUCCCAUCAUGCAUUGCCCGGCAAUGAUAUCACAGCCACUGAUCUAUAUAGAUUGCAAUAGCACUGCACUGUGUCCAACGAAGGGCCUGCGGAGGAGGCAACCAGGAUGAUUCGUUUAAGGUUACAGGACAC
This is a messenger RNA of Paramuricea clavata, 10782 nucleotides long. The record is from the annotation of a GenBank genome assembly. NCBI's taxonomy places the organism in Eukaryota, Metazoa, Cnidaria, Anthozoa, Malacalcyonacea, Plexauridae.